This is a messenger RNA of Python bivittatus (Burmese python), 6011 nucleotides long. RefSeq names its product SEC61 translocon subunit alpha 1 (gene SEC61A1). NCBI's taxonomy places the organism in Eukaryota, Metazoa, Chordata, Lepidosauria, Squamata, Pythonidae. Gene Ontology annotation, biological process: protein transport. The record is from RefSeq and is a predicted model, not a curated record. Gene Ontology annotation, cellular component: membrane.
GUGGGGCUUCGAUCGACUGACGUGUCUUUCUGAGGGAAGAGUUGGAAUUUGUGCUGCUGUUUGGCCCUUCCUUUUCCGUGUUGAGGGCUGCCGAGAUGGGGAUUAAAUUUCUUGAAGUAAUCAAGCCUUUCUGUGUUAUCUUGCCAGAAAUUCAAAAACCGGAAAGGAAGAUCCAAUUUAAAGAAAAGGUGCUAUGGACAGCUAUCACUCUCUUCAUCUUUUUGGUUUGCUGCCAGAUUCCCCUGUUUGGUAUUAUGUCAUCGGAUUCAGCUGAUCCCUUUUAUUGGAUAAGAGUAAUUCUGGCUUCCAACAGAGGCACACUGAUGGAGCUAGGCAUUUCUCCCAUUGUCACAUCUGGUCUCAUCAUGCAGUUACUGGCUGGUGCCAAAAUAAUUGAAGUUGGGGAUACACCAAAAGACAGAGCUCUCUUCAAUGGGGCACAGAAAUUGUUUGGCAUGAUUAUUACUAUUGGCCAAUCUAUUGUUUAUGUAAUGACUGGGAUGUAUGGAGACCCAUCAGAGAUGGGAGCAGGAAUCUGUCUCCUUAUCACCAUUCAGCUUUUUGUUGCUGGUUUGAUAGUUCUUCUCUUGGAUGAACUUCUGCAAAAAGGUUAUGGUCUUGGCUCUGGUAUUUCCCUCUUCAUUGCUACUAACAUCUGUGAGACUAUUGUAUGGAAGGCAUUCAGCCCAACUACAGUGAACACUGGCCGAGGCAUGGAGUUUGAAGGAGCCAUCAUUGCCCUCUUCCAUCUUCUGGCUACUCGCACAGAUAAAGUUAGAGCUCUCAGGGAAGCCUUCUACCGGCAGAAUCUCCCAAAUCUUAUGAACUUGAUUUCCACCAUAUUUGUCUUUGCUGUUGUCAUUUAUUUCCAGGGGUUUAGAGUGGACCUCCCUAUAAAAUCUGCCCGCUACCGUGGUCAAUACAAUACUUAUCCAAUCAAGUUAUUCUAUACCUCCAAUAUUCCCAUUAUCCUUCAGUCUGCACUGGUUUCCAACUUGUAUGUAAUUUCUCAGAUGCUCUCUGCUCGUUUUAGCGGUAACUUACUGGUUAGCCUUCUGGGUACUUGGUCUGAUACAUCAACUGGAGGUCCUGCUCGUUCAUAUCCUGUUGGAGGGCUUUGCUAUUACCUGUCACCUCCUGAGUCUUUUUCGUCAGUGUUGGAAGACCCUGUUCAUGCAGUUGUUUAUAUUGUGUUUAUGUUGGGUUCCUGUGCUUUCUUCUCCAAAACCUGGAUUGAAGUCUCUGGCUCAUCUGCAAAAGAUGUUGCUAAACAGUUGAAAGAGCAGCAGAUGGUUAUGAGGGGUCAUAGAGAAACCUCCAUGGUUCAUGAACUCAACAGAUACAUCCCAACAGCUGCCGCCUUUGGUGGCCUCUGCAUUGGUGCCCUCUCUGUGCUGGCAGACUUCCUUGGGGCAAUUGGAUCAGGCACAGGAAUCUUGUUGGCUGUCACCAUCAUUUACCAAUACUUUGAAAUCUUUGUAAAAGAGCAGAGUGAAGUUGGCAGCAUGGGAGCGCUUCUCUUCUAAAUGCAAUAUUGUCUCAUGGACCUAGGGGCCGGUGAAGAGCGUUUUUAAGUUUUUAAAAAUCAGGUGAAAAGAUUAACAGUGACACAAUAACACAUGGGCAUCCUGCAUUAAUACAAACACUUAUUUUAAUGUGUGUGUUUUUUCUGAAGUACAUUCCUUUGGUUCAGACUUUAUUGGUAUUCAGUUGCUGUUUUAUAAAUAGCUGGAAAAUGUGUAAAAAAACAUUUUUAGAAAAAAAAAGUCUUUUGUUCUUUGUUAUUGUUUGAAGCAAUUCCCUACAUCUGAUUUAAUUUGAUAGCUUUUUCUCCCUACUUCAAACUGCACAAUUUGUCCCUGAGUUGCUUGAAGUUUUUCCAGGUUCAUUGUUUAAAUGAAGAGUGGAAGGUUAUUUGUUACAAUGUGGUAUUUGUCUCUUUACCUGGGGUGGGGUGGGGAAAUUGAGAGAUCUCCCCCCCCCACUCAAAAGCACCACCCAAAUUAUCUAUCCGUUCUUUGGGGGGGGUGUUUUUUUAUAAGCACAUAUAUUCCCACUCUCCCCAGGAUACCACAAUUUGAACAGCCAGAUGUCUAGUCAAGCACACUCUGUGUUUUAAGUGCUGACUACUACCUUUUGACUGUUCCCUUGCUUCUGCAGGGGAUGAUAAUAGGCUCUGUUGGUAGAAAUCUCAGGUCAUGUUGCUUUACAGGAAGAAUUAGAAAAAUGUCUUGGAAUGCUGCGCUGAACAGAGGCAGCAAAUGGUGCCAUAGAGGAAGCCUGAAAUUUCUUAGAUGGAUGCUUAUAGUUGAAUGUGUUAUUUUUAUAUCUUGACAAGUGUUGAAUGCAGUAUUUCUCUUGGAAGUUGUUAUACUCCUAUCAAGUUUUUAUUUGCCACAAGUUCAAAAUAAAUCCUAAGCUAGGAGGUAUGACUUAACUAUUAACCUGCUGGUUGAUGAGUAUAUGGAAGCCAGUUCCAGUAGAAUCUGCAUAUUGCUCCAAAUGCUAAUUGCUCCCCAGCUAUUGUUCUGGAAUAGUAACUACAAGCCAUGCAAAUUCUUGUCCACCUAAUGGAACCCCCUUCAUCUCCAAACAGUUUCACCUGCUCUUCUAACCUGCAAUGUUAGUGCUUCUCUAGAGAGCGAAAAGCUAUUGCUUGCUUUCAGGAUAACUCCUACCAAAUAGGACAAGUAGCCAUAAAGAUGUUAAGGAUUAUCAACUCCUUAUAAAAUUCCUUGAAAGCUUGACAUCUGUUGGGAUAUAUCAGUGGUUGUAAGGUGUUUUGUGUGCUGUAUAGACCAAAUAAAAAUACAUGGUAUAAUGAGAAGCAUGCAGUUAGAAUUCCUGAUGAUGUUGGCCCUUGAAAAGAUAGCAAUGAAGCACUGAGACCGUAUUUCUGGCCAGUUUUCUUUCUAGCUUUCAAAAUGUAGAAGUUUUUGCCUUGACGAAAACACCACAGAUAUUGAAAUCAGGUCAGAAACUAGUACUGAAAUGAAAGUGCCAAACUUCUGGCAGUUCCACCAUCUUACCCAAACAGUGCAUGUGACAAAGAAGCCCAGCACCAAGAAAAUCCAAACACUGAUGGCAUGGAAGAAACUAAGUGUAAUGCAGUAAGACUGUAAAAAAAAAAAAAAAAGACCUCAUCAAGAGCAGAUACAGAUGGGAAUUUGUAGAUACUGAUAAGGUCUCCCAAGCCAGCUUUGCUGGGGUAGGUUCUUCAGUUAAUAGGCUGCUAUAAUAUGGAUAUAUUUGGGGCUUUGAACAAGUGAAAAACAUACUUUAUGGUGCUGUAGUGUGACUUCAUUAAUAUGGUCAUCUAACAGGCAGAGCUCGAGGAAGAAUUUGUGUUAUGGAUCAGUUGCAAAGCUGAGUUUGCAAGGCUUUAUUUGUUUGUAGUCCUUUUCAAAAUACUUGCAAAUCUUUGACUUCACAAAAUAUGGAACUCUUUUUUAAUGUAACUCCAAGGCAAAUAUUAAAUUGUAUAUUUUAUCCAUUCCCUCAUCCAUUAUAGGAUGUACUAAAAGGGUUAAAUUCAAAUAAGCUUCCAUUAAAGUUCAGAACUGGAGCAGCAAAGCACCAAAUUGAAGUUAUCAAAGUAAUUUCAAAUGUCAGAUCAGAUGCUUUGGGUAGAUUUUGUGCAUCAUUGAAACUCUCCCCCCUGCCCCAGCUGAAAUGUUCAAAUUGAAGUGGAUCAGUUUUUCAAAUCCUUGCUCUGUAUAUGAAAUGUUAUAGAGGUAGAACUGGGUUUUGUCCUUGAAACAAAAUUAACUCUAUUGUGCAUCAAGCAUUCUUCAAGCAUGGCAUCAAAUAUAGUUUUUGUCUCACUUCUGAAAGAUGAAUGCCAAACCAGUGUUUGAAUUGAUGGUAUUAACAUACCAUUAACUUUCUAUAUUACAGACAAAUCCCAAUAUUUUUAUUUGCACGGGCAAUAAAAAAUUGAGAUGGCCACCAUUGACCCUCUUCUACUUCAGUUGAAUAACAUUUUAACUUCAGAAUAGAAUUAUUUCUUUUUGCUACUUCUCAGUUCAAAUAAGAGAUAAGCUAAGAUGAUCUGAGAUAAAUGCUGUUGUCAUUCAACUUGGCCUUAUUUGAAAGGCAGGGCACUGAUGUAAGGGGGUAAGCAAGGCUUUCCUUCCUUUGAUACUUGAAGUACAGCAGGGAUUUGGGGUGAAUUUGCUGGCACACUUGUCCUGGUCACUGAUUUACCUGAGAUGGACAUGCUUACAUAUUUGCAUACAUAUGCCCGCACACACUCUUCACCACUUGUCAAUUGGAAAUGACUCUAGCUAAGGCCUUGGACAUGAGCUAUCAUCUUAAAUCCUGCAUCAGAGGCUAAUUGUCUAAGCCUCAGUGGAUUGAAAAGUGUGCUAUGAAAUGGUUUUAGCUAUACAUUCAUUUCCGGGAUUGGUUGCCAUGAUAACUAAAAUGGUUAUCACCAGAACAGAUCCUUAAAACAAAAAUAAAAAUGAUCACUUCUGGGUUUAGGGUAGCAUUUUGAAUUACGCCUGAUAGCUUACAAGAGGCUUCCCUGCUGAGCUGUUGAUUGGCUCACAAAGUGGUCAUGCCUACUUAGGAAAACUUGAUAGGGUGUUUUAAAAAAACUAAAUGUUUUAAUUUAUUCUAGGACAGAAGAUACUCUAGAAUGUUUUUAAUCUUUUAUGGUACAUUCUGAUUGAAAUGUCUGCCUUCUUCAUGAUUUGUUUCCAGAUUAAUAGUUAAUAUGUUUCUUGCCCAAAGAGUUUAAAGAGUCAUCCUGCCAUUCAUCUCAUAAAGGCACAGAGGAAGAAGACCAGCAAGUGUUCGGAUAAGCAGCACUUUUAGUGGUCUCCCUUUUUCUCCACCCCAUACCUCAAAAGGGAAACAUAAUAAGCAUCUGGUUUAAGAAGGUAUUCAUGAAAGAAACUUUCAAAUUGCAACACUUAAGUAUCCACUAGAGGAUGCUGUUUAUUGCAGAUCUAAGUUCUUUGACAUUAAAGUAACUUGUAAACCAUAUACAGUAUAUUUUUGUAUAGGUUAUACGUAGAAAAAUAUUAGAGAUCUUAUGGUAUCUGUUUGAAUUUUUAUCCUGUUGUUUUAAAAAUAGAUUUGAAAUAGUUGCCACAAAAGUACUUUUUAAUCUUCUACAGGACUCUUUAGGACCUUUCAAGCAAGCAAAAGUAUUACUGCAUAGCCCUUGUGGAUAAAAGUCUAUUUCAUCAGAGGUACAGUGUACUUCCUGAGGGAGAGGCACACAAAACCUGUAAGCAGCCACCUACUGCUAAUAGGGAGGGACUGGGAAAGAGUAAAGAGAUUGGGCAGGAAUAGAACAAUCAUUGACAGCAUUUGUUGGUUAUAAUGCAAAUAUGCAUGCAUUUAUAAGUUGUUUAGUAACCAUUGAGUAACCAGAAAUCUUGGUUUCUGUUUAAUUGCUCAAAUAUAGUGUUAAAUCUGCUGAUGAUUUCUAGCUCAAUUGUUUUACGGCUACUUUGUAGAAGAGUGAUUUUUCACUUUACGACUGUGUUGCUUAGCGAUGGAGUUGCCAGUCCCAAUUGCAGUCAGUAAGUGAGGACUACCUGUGUGCAAACUCAGCUAAAAGCUACCUUGCCCACCGCACCCAGACUUUCAUUGAGUUCAACAAUUACAGGGAAAUGUCAUCAGUUUUCUAGGAAGAGCUAAGUAUAUUCAAAUGACAUUAAGCACAUAUAACUUGCUCUGCAAUCUUCUGUGCUAUGGAUGGAUCUACUGACAUGGAUUUCUUAGCAGUUUUCCUUGUAGAAAGGAACUGUUGAAAAUAGAAAGCUACAGCAAAAGACAAUGCUGAUUUGAAGAGAGAAGCUAGACUAAAGUGUUCAUGUUUUGCUUCUGAUAGUUUGUAAUGGAACUGAGUCCUGAUACUGUGUAUAUAUAAAAUGUAUUUCUAUAGAAGUGCUUCACUUUAUAGAGGGAUCUUGGGUUGAAUUCUGAACUAUGUUUUGAUCAAGAGUGAUAGUAUCAUGAAAGGAUUUUAUUAAUAAAUCUUUGCUGAAAUAGUA